CCUUUGAUUAUAUCUCCUAGUUUUAUAAUUUUUGUCGUUUACAGUUUUACUGUCGCAGUAACAAGGAAUACAAUGAUCUAGCUACCAUUUUCUUCAACACACAGGAUGAUGCUAUUAGGAAUUUAUUUAGCGCCAAAACGAUUCAUGAAUACAGUGCUCAGAGCUUGUUAACCUUUUUGGUUAUGUUUUACACUUUGGCAGUGGUCACAUUUGGAACAGCUGUUCCUGCUGGUCAGUUUGUUCCUGGAAUAAUGAUAGGGUCAACUUAUGGCCGUCUUGUUGGCAUGUUUGUCGUCAGCUUCUAUAAAAAGCCAAACAUAGAAGAGGGAACAUAUGCUCUUCUAGGUGCUGCUUCUUUUUUAGGAGGCUCAAUGCGGGUGACAGUGUCCCUUUGUGUCAUCAUGGUUGAAAUCUCGAAUAAUUUGAAGUUUCUACCCCUUAUCAUGCUAGUUCUUCUUAUAUCAAAGGCUGUUGGUGAUGCCUUCAACGAUGGCUUGUAUGAAGAGCAAGCUCGGUUGAAGGGUAUCCCUUUGCUUGAUUCAAGACCGAAAUACCAAAUGCGGAGGAUGACUGCAAAAGAGGGUUGUCGAACUCGAAAGGUUGUUAGUCUUCCUCGUGUUAUCAAGGUUUCAGAUGCGGUUUCUAUUCUGAGAUGCAACAAGCACAAUGGCUUCCCUGUGAUAGAUCACACAAGGAGUGGAGAGACGCUCAUUAUAGGACUGAUGCUUCGGAGUCACUUUUUGGUGCUUCUUCAGUCCAAGGUGGAUUUCCAACAUAGCUCUUUGCCUAGUGAUUCAAGAGGUGGAUCCUUCCCGAUAAGGCAUAAUAACACUGAAUUCAUCAAACCAGUUUCAAGUACAGGGCUUAGCCUUGAUGAUAUUCAUUUGAGCCAGGAUGAUUUAGAUAUGUACAUAGAUCUCGCCCCCUUUUUGAACCCAUCACCGUAUAUAGUCCCUGAAGAUAUGUCAUUGACAAAGGUGUAUAAUCUAUUCCGUCAAUUAGGAUUAAGGCAUUUAUUGGUUGUCCCUCGGCCUUCGCGUGUUUUAGGUCUAAUAACACGAAAGGAUUUGAUAAUUGAGAGUGAUGAUGAGUCGGACACAGAACUCCAAUCGACUAGUGUAAGAGCUCAAUACCGUAACGGAGGCUCAGUAUCAAGAAGUGUAGAUGUGGAGCAACCACUUUUAAAUGGUCUUUUGGUGCAAAAUAAAUAAUAGCACUAAUUCUAAAAUCGUGUAGGUUUUGGUAUCUCCUGAAGGCUGGAGUUCAUUAUCUGCAUUCUUGGAACAUUUUUGUUGAUUCUAAUUUUUUAUUUUUUUCCCUGUACAAGUACUGCAAUCGAGCAAAAUCACACAUAUUUGUGUUGUAAAGUGUAAAAUUGUAAAACAGAAUGACAACUUAUAGAAUGAAAUCAUUUCGAAAGAUAAGAGUAAUUUUGAGACGGAGGGAGUAAUUUUUCCUCCAUUUUUUAA
Messenger RNA from Chenopodium quinoa (quinoa), 1469 nucleotides. Its product is annotated as chloride channel protein CLC-d-like. Bases 183 to 1211 code for a protein of 342 amino acids. The transcript is spliced from 12 exons. Gene Ontology annotation, molecular function: voltage-gated chloride channel activity. Gene Ontology annotation, biological process: chloride transport; transmembrane transport. Gene Ontology annotation, cellular component: intracellular membrane-bounded organelle; membrane. NCBI's taxonomy places the organism in Eukaryota, Viridiplantae, Streptophyta, Magnoliopsida, Caryophyllales, Amaranthaceae. The record is from RefSeq and is a predicted model, not a curated record.